GUUGACAUUUCACAUUGGCGAGAAAAACACCCAACACUUAGAGGAGAAUACAUACUUACAACAGUCUAGCCCAGUCCGACCAUCAGAGAGACUGACAAAUCAUAGCUGAUAUAUGGUCAUGUUGCAAUUCCCCGUUGCAGUCUGCGUACCCCUAUUACUAGUACUUGAUGUGAGUCUCGGCUGUUCAACAGGCUGGAGUUUCUUCAGUGGUAACUGUUAUAAGUUCGUGGCUUCACAAGAUAGCUUCGUCGGAGAGCCUGUCACUGCCACGUGGAGUGAUGCUCGCAUGACAUGCCUGCGACUAGGAGGAGACUUGGCCAGCGUUCAUACUCCAGCUGAAAACGACUUCAUACGGAGAGAAUCAAGACAAGACGUGUGGAUAGGAUAUAACGAAAACCGGUCAGGACAUAAUCCCCCGCUGCAGUUCCAAUGGAGUGACGGAACAUCAACUUCCUAUGACUACAUGAACUGGGCUCACAGACAGCCGCACUACUCAACGAACGGUCACAGUAAUCAUAUGCUUGGAUGCGCAUAUCUGACGAAGGGCGUUCUCACACGUAGAAGAAGACAACAGAGUAGUGCUAACCAUGUAUACAAUCAUCCAGGCCAAUGGUAUGCCAGCAGUCAGUGUUCAACGAUUAAGAAGCAAUAUGUCUGCAAGAGACCCGCCUGUUGCUACGACAUAAGGACCGCUGUAGCUGAUCUAGUUCCAAAUUUGGAUACCAAAGUAGAAGGGACGGUCACGUUUCAACAAAACACUCUAGGUGGCCCUACUGUUGUCAGAGGAGUCAUCUCUGGACUCAAGCCUAGAUCUAAACACGGCUUCCAUAUUCAUGAAAGCAGCAAUCAAUCAAAUGGCUGUCUCAGUUAUGGUGGUCACUACAAUCCCCACUAUCAUCCUCAUGGUGGUCCAAAUGAUGGUAAUAACAGACACGUAGGAGACCUUGGGAAUAUCAUUGCUGAUGAGAACGGUGUGGCAAGUUUUACAAUACAUGAAGAAUCACUGGUGACUCUGUAUGGCCCAACCACAGUUUUGGGAAGAGGAGUUGUAGUUCAUGCUGGGGAGGAUGAUCUUGGAAAAGGUAGUAACAUUGGCAGUACCACCACAGGAAAUGCUGGCGGACGCCUAGCAUGUGGCCCCAUUAUUUGCAGAAGUUGCUUUGAUACUUUGAGUGCAGUGGCCAAUGUGAAGUCUGAUGAUGGUAAAGCCACCGGUAUCUUUACAUUCUAUCAAGUGUACCAAAUGGGUUUAACCAAACAAAUGGUUGCCUACCAGACUAUCUCUACUCAAGGUUCAUACAACCAUGCACAGUUUGUAACAAUCCAAUAUGAAGACUUCGUGAAAAAGCCCGAUGGUAAAAAGUGCAAUGCACUGUUUAUGAACAACAUGACAAAAGAGCCAGCAGACCAAGUUUCCCAUGGACAUCUCCAGGGAAGAAGUUCACAACGAUCUUUCAAUACUGUGGCAAUAACCUCCUUCAUUGGGGCAAUAGCAGUUUACAAGCUCAGCCACCGAACAGAUGAGGGGACAGAGACACAGUCAAUAACUUUGUGUGGAAUGGUAUGGCCUACCCCAUAUUCUAAAUGUGCAUGUGUGGCUCUUCAAGCUAAUAACAAACAAUGUGGAGAGCUGUGUUUUAGACAACAGACCUGUGGAGGCCCAGUCACCAUUGAAGGAAACAUUAAGGAAAGCUGUCUAUCGGCUGACAACAACGUAGCUGGGUUAAGUGGCUUAGACUAUGCCAUACCAGCAGACCAGUGUAUGGAUGCUAACUACGAUCGAAUUGUUGAAUUACCCGUACAAAGAGACAGCAAAGGAACAGCUCAAAUCUGCGGAACCUCAGUUGGAUUUUCACUAAAAGAACCAAGCUCUUUAGCAGGUCGCACGUUUUUGCUCCACGACAGUCAUGGGGAUCCAGUUUCUUGUGGAGUGACAGAGUACCGUGCAAGUUGCCCCAAAACAGAUUGUCAACACAAUCGAUAAGUGGAAAGUGACAAUACGCAAAGAAAGUAUUUGGGAAAGAACUAAAUGAGCA
Molecule: messenger RNA, 2036 nt
Organism: Corticium candelabrum
Lineage: Eukaryota; Metazoa; Porifera; Homoscleromorpha; Homosclerophorida; Plakinidae
Exons: 19
Coding region: 113-1984 (623 amino acids)
Biological process (GO): superoxide metabolic process
Molecular function (GO): copper ion binding
Source: RefSeq, a predicted model, not a curated record